GUUCCUUCAUUCCUGCCACAUCAGAGACCAGCCAACAAUGGCUGCCUCCACCAUGAAGCUGGUGACAGUCCUCAUGCUGGUGGCCCUCCCCCUCUACUGCUAUGCAGGUUCCGGCUGCCAACUUCUCAAGGAUGUGGUUGAAAAGACAAUUAAUCCUGAACUGUCCAUGACUGAAUAUCUAGCAGCUCUUCAAGAGUUCAUAUCAGAUGAGGCCACUGCAAAGGCUGGAGAGGAAUUCAAGCAAUGUUUUCUCAACCAGUCAAAUGAAACUCUGACCAAUUUCAGAGAGAUGAUGGUAAUUUCAGUUUUUUCUUAUGUGCUUUUAAACCACUGGACAGGGACAAGCAGGCUCUAA
Molecule: messenger RNA, 355 nt
Organism: Ceratotherium simum simum (southern white rhinoceros)
Lineage: Eukaryota; Metazoa; Chordata; Mammalia; Perissodactyla; Rhinocerotidae
Product: mammaglobin-A-like
Biological process (GO): androgen receptor signaling pathway
Source: RefSeq, a predicted model, not a curated record